Penicillium arizonense is the source of this 789-nucleotide messenger RNA. RefSeq names its product ACP S-malonyltransferase. Gene Ontology annotation, cellular component: mitochondrion. Gene Ontology annotation, biological process: fatty acid biosynthetic process. NCBI's taxonomy places the organism in Eukaryota, Fungi, Ascomycota, Eurotiomycetes, Eurotiales, Aspergillaceae. The record is from RefSeq and is a predicted model, not a curated record. The coding region runs from base 1 to 789 and encodes 262 amino acids. Gene Ontology annotation, molecular function: [acyl-carrier-protein] S-malonyltransferase activity. The transcript has 3 exons.
AUGCUCUCACAGUCGCCGCAUAUCACGGGUCAUCUCCGAAUGAGCCGCAUGCGCGUCGGAUCGCAGGCUACUGCCGCAAGAUCCCGGCCAACGUUUACUACUUCCCUGUUCCCCAGACGAGACCUGCACACAGCUCUAUUCUUCCCGGGACAUGGAGUUCAACGGGUUGGCAUGGCGAAUACCUGGAUUGAAAGCUUCCCUCACACGGCCACUCGGAUCUUGGACGAGAUGGACAACACCCUUGGAUUCAAAAUGUCCAGCAUCAUAUCCGAUGGGCCCAACUCCAAGCUGAACAAAACUGAAAAUUCGCAACCCGCAGUCAUGGCAGUCUCAGUUAUGAUACUUCGCAUUCUUGAGGACGAGUUCGGAUUCAACGCCAAAUCUCGGGUGGACGUCACGCUUGGACACAGCCUAGGAGAAUUCUCUGCCUUGGUUGCCGGUGGUUAUUUUGAAUUCAGCGAUGCUCUCAAACUAGUCCGACGCCGAGCGGAAAUAAUGGCCCAGUGUACGCGAAACCUGGCCGAGAAAUCUGGGGAAACUUAUGGAAUGGUUGCUCUUCUCUGUGAACCUGAACAUUUGGACAGUUUACUUCGAACGGUUCAGGAAUUCCUAGGACUUGAGCCCCCAGGCAUCGAAAGCGACCCAUACCACCCGGUCCCAGCAAUACCACAGGUGGUGGUCGCGAAUAUCAACUCAAAAAACCAAAUUGUCUUGAGCGGCAGCCUUGACCGAAUCAAAACUCUCCUAGUCCAGCUGCCCCUUCCAUGGCGCCGGCUGCAGAUUACAUGA